AUGUCAACUUUGUCUGAUAGUACUGCAGCUGAAGUCAAUAUCGACACCAGUACUUUAGAUGUAAAUACGUCUUACGACAGCAGUAUAUGUCAUACUCGUAAUAAGUAUGUUUUGAGACACAAGAAUUUACUGAAAUAUAGAUCUAGGUGCAAGGUUUUGAGAAAAAAACUGAAGAAAUACAAAUUAAGAAAAGAUGGCUUGGAAGACCAAGAUGUACUAGAUGUUUCUGAAGUAUUUCAUAGUAGUCUCUUAAUAAAAUCACCUGAAAAAAGAAACUGCAAUAAAUUAGACUUUAAAAUUGAAGGAUUCAGACCAAAAAAUUAUCUUUUUAAAAUGGCUCGCCGAAAACAUAAAGCAAAGGUUGAGAAACUAAAUACUGUUUCACAAAUAGUUGAUGUUCGUAAGAAUGUAGAAAUAGCUAGUGUGUCUCCUGUAACUGAAAGUCAGGAGCAAAAGAAAACAAAUGCUUUUAAAUUAAUGAUGGAUUCAAGAAACAAAAGCAUGGGUGGUAAUUCUCCUGGAAAAGAGAAAAACGUAGAUCCUUCAGACUUACAAGAAAUAACUGACAAGAAGAUUCUGAAAGCUAAAAGAAAUUUAGUUCUACAAAAAAUGGCUGAAGCAAAAGGAGCUCUAAAGAAAAUAGAAAUGGAAGAUUUUCAGGAAAAGUGUAUUCAAAGAAAAAUGCAGAAAAGAGCAGAUCGGUUAAAAGAGAUGAUAACAAAUAAAAAUAAACAGACACCUAAUGAUCAAGAAAUUAAGUCAAAGUCAUCAAAAAAAAUUGUCAAAAAAUCCAAACCACAUGAUGAUAAUGUCAAUAACCAACCUACUGUCUUUAAUGGUGGUGAUAAGCCUUCUAAAGCAAUACUUUUGUUUAAUAUUUUCAAUAGUGUUCUGAAAGACCCUAUAAACAUAAACCCUGACAAAAAACCUAUAUCAAAAGAGGAUGAGGAAUUUUUGAAAAAACUCUCCCCAUCUCUAAAAAAGAAGGAAAAUAUGCUGUGCUAUUUUAAGAAAGUUGAAAAAGAACCAGAACCUAUUAUUGUUGAUAUUGAUCCUGGAAAUAAUAAAUCUCCAAUUUUAAAAGUAAAAUUGAGUUCUAAAACUAAGAGGAAACAAAAAAAUAGAAAACUGAGUUUAAACAAAGACGGAACUAAAAAUAACAUUAAACAGAAAGAGAAUAAUGUUACUGAAAGAAGGAAACGAAAACGCAAAGAUCUUUCAAUCAAAGAAAUGCCUGAAAAUAAAGAAAUUAGAAAUGGUGAACAAUCAAAGUUAGAAGAAGGAAGACCUAAGCGUCAUGUAAGAAGGCCUGUCAAGUACAUAGAUGAUGUACAGUUGAAUAGUUCUGACGAAGAAUUGUGUGUUUUUACUCCAAAAAAAAAACGACAUCUUGAAAGUAAAGUAAAAACUGUAGUUCAAAGUGAUGUUAUAUUUUGUGAUGAACAACCCAAACAGGUUCUAGCAAAAUCUAAAAAAGUGCAUGUGAAAAGUAAACAAAAUCAUUCUACCAAAUUAGCGCCAAUUUUUUCCACAAAACUGCUGCUAAAUCAAGAACAAUUGGAAGCUAGACAUAAAUUUUUAUACAGUGGAGUGCCUGAUCAGUUAAAAAAAAUAAUUGUUCAACAAAAGAACACAAGUUUAGAAAGCAGUAAUUGUUUUCCUAAAGUUGUACAUGUGCAACAGAUAGACUUAAUUAAAACGUAUGAAUCAAAUAAAUUUAACGCUUCUUACAGUAAAUUUGAUGAUGACCAGAAUGAAGAACUAACUGUAGAUGACUCGAGAUUAUUUUAUCGCCUUAUAAAAUCAUCAGAAAAAAAACAGAAAAGUUUUAUGGAGGUGAAAAAAAAUAGUGUAUCAGCAGUUUUAAAAAGCUUCAAAGAGUAUUACCCUAAGUUUCCUGUUUAUCGCACUUAUAGGAUGUUAAAAGGUGUGAGUAAAGGGGAACUUAAUGAGAUUUGCACGGAUUUUGAAAGCAGCGUCGAAGUUGUAAAUGGUUCAUCAGAAAUUGUAAAUGAUCCUGAACAUUUAAACUGGACUGUUAAAUACAAACCAAUGACUACAAAACAAUUAAUAGGGAAUGUCGAAAGUAUUAGAGAAUUAAAAAAAUGGCUGCAAUCUUGGACUGAAAAUCAUGUAAGAGUUAAGGACACUCUUGGCUCCGAUUCAUCAGAUUUCUAUGAUUCAGAUACAGAUAGUAAAGAUAGCAUGAAAACAGCAAAGAAUCUGCUGAUAUUGACUGGUCCACCAGGUAGCGGUAAAACGUGUAGUGUUUAUUCUGUUGCUGCAGAACUAGCUAUGAAAGUUAUUGAAGUAAAUGCAAGCAGUAAACGAACCGGUAAAAUGAUGUUACAGGACUUACAAGAAGCAACACAGUCUCACAAAGUUAAUAGAGAUAAAUCGCAGAAGUCACAAGAAGUUGUUGAACCAUUACUUUUAAAAACAUAUAAAAGAAAAGGUAGACCAAAGAAGUUAUCUAACGAAAAACCGAAUUCUAUUCACAAGAAAGAAAAUCUGAGUCAGCAAAGUACAAACCAAGAGGUGGGAAGAACUGCAAUGUCUCUGAUUCUUAUUGACGAUGCUGAUAUAGUGUUUGACCAAGAUGAUGGGUUCUCGUCCGCAAUCGCUCAACUUGUUCAAAGUUCUAAACGUCCAGUUGUGUUAGUGACGGCGUCUUUAUCUUGUCCACAUUUGCAAAGGUUUUUGCAAUAUGGGAAAGUGAUCAAAAUGCGUCCACUUUCACCAAGAAUGCUUGGAACAUGGUUAGACUUAUUAUGUUUGGCAGAUAGUGGAACAUGCUGGCCAGGUCUAGGAGCUAAAUUUUUAGAUUAUUUCAAGGGGGAUAUAAGAAAAACCAUAAACAAUUUGCAAUUUUACAUGACUACUCAAGAGUCGGCAAUUGAUGAAGCCAUGUCUCAGAAUAGCGACAUAAAGCCAAGUCUUGAGGAUGAAAAUUCAUGUACGUCUUGGACUGAUAGCGAUGGGGCUGAGAUCAGAAGUGUGAACCCUAAAUUCACAAUUGGUCUUGAAAAUGAAAUAUGGAAAAGUUUUGUACUGCAACAGUCAAGCUUUUUACACUCAGCUUAUUCAUUGAAGUUAAUGGAUAUAUGGUGGAAUGUUCCACAACUUACUAAUAAUUCUUCUAACAUAAACCUUCCUCAAGUAGAGGAUUGCUCUAAACAAAAACAGAAACAGUCAUCUGAAUUAAAGGCUAUUGCUGAUAUUGUAGAUACCCUGUCAGUGUCGGAUUAUUUCAGUCAACUAUCACCAGAUGCAAAUAGUAAUAUAAGUUCUCUACCGUGGUACAAUUCUGAGAGCGAUAGUGUAUCUGAGAAUGAAAACUCUAACUGCUACAGCAGAAGUAAAGAAAUUCACAAUGAAAUUAUGCAUCAUCUGACAUUAACUUCGGUUUUGGAGGCUCAAAAAGUUUUUGGUUUGGAGAAGGACAUUGAUAUACAAUUUCCAGAUAUGGCAGCUCAAAGGCAAAAGGACCAGGUAGUCGCUCGCCACAACAGCCUGACCAACAUCCUCCAUCCAUCUGCUUCUUUGGAUAGAAGAGCUCUAGCUUUAGAUUAUUGGUCGUCCUGCCGCGCUAUAUGUAGAAUCGAAAAAACGAAGACUGAUACUGUAUCGAAAAGACACAAACGUUACUGUCAUUAUUUAAAAACAAUGAAUUUUUCAUAUAAAAACGACACCCUUGAUGGCUUGGCUAAAAGUUUGUCCAGUACGCGUAAAAUUGAAUGAUUAUAUAAAUCUCAGUUAACUCAUAACAUAAUCAAGAGGUUAAAAAUUACAUUUCGAACUUCGCCAUGUUGCGAAGUUACAAAGAACUAUUUUCUACUGACAACAACA
Molecule: messenger RNA, 3849 nt
Organism: Hyposmocoma kahamanoa
Lineage: Eukaryota; Metazoa; Arthropoda; Insecta; Lepidoptera; Cosmopterigidae
Gene: elg1
Product: reticulocyte-binding protein 2 homolog a
Exons: 3
Coding region: 1-3741 (1246 amino acids)
Cellular component (GO): nucleus
Molecular function (GO): DNA clamp unloader activity; DNA binding; ATP hydrolysis activity
Source: RefSeq, a predicted model, not a curated record